Zerene cesonia (dogface butterfly) is the source of this 1155-nucleotide messenger RNA. RefSeq lists its product as uncharacterized. The transcript has 7 exons. The record is from RefSeq and is a predicted model, not a curated record. The coding region runs from base 130 to 675 and encodes 181 amino acids. Lineage: Eukaryota; Metazoa; Arthropoda; Insecta; Lepidoptera; Pieridae.
AGCACAGAAUCCCGCCAGUUGUCGACGUAUACGCACGUAGCGCGCUCGUGCGAAGUAGUGAUAAAAAUCCAGUGUAAUUUAACAAAUUUCGAGUGUUUUUUGUGUGGAUUGACUUUAGAUUCAAUCACAAUGGCAGCAUACCACUUUAUGGGUUUGAUCAUCGUCGCUUCAUUAGGUUUUAAAUCAUGUUAUAGCCAGACCACACAAACCACUCUUCCCAGCCUCCUGAAAGAAGUGGAAGACAACAGUCGGUAUAAAACAUUAGAAGCAAAUGCGACUCUUCUUAAGCUCCUAGUCGACGACAAAGAUGGAGUUAGCAAAUCGGAAGUAUUCGAUAUGCUACAUUCAAGGGAUGACAACACCGACCACAUGGACUUGCCAACGUUUCCGGAAGACGCCGAAGAGGGAAAAGUGGAUGUCCCACUAACGCCGGACUCCCAAGCUGAAUUCUUACAAGCGGACGAAACAGUUCGCAAGGACUCUGAUAGUGCGCGCUACACAGGUGAGCCGGUGGGCGCUGCGGCAGGCAUCAUGGUGCUUGUCACUUGCAGCAUCGUGUGCCUGGCCUACACGGGCCUUAUUGUGUGGAGACGGAUAUAUUUGAAAAGGAAUGGCCUGAAGCACGAGCUUUUACGGAACGAGGAAAUAGUAGCCGAAACUAGAAUAGAGUUGUGAAGAACAAGAUCUGGAGAAUGAGAGCACAUUUUCUUAUCUAAGGCAGCUGCGACUGUAAACUAUAUAAAUAUUAAGACUGAUUUUAGGAGAUUUAGAUAUUUUUGCUACAGUUAACGCAAUGUUUAUUGGAUAAAAGUUCAUGGUCCAUGGCUUUCUAGAACAAAAAUGUUGGUUUAAUUAUUAUUUUUUUAUCUUCAUAUUUUUUGCUUUUGAUAAUGUCGGUUUGACAAAAAAUGUAUUAGAUCGUCUCACAUACAAAAUUAUUAAAAUUUAAAUUAUCUUUAAAAUAAUAUGUGCCAUAUUCUGUGUACAUAAUAACGGAUAAACAAAGGAAUGUGUAUGAUGUUAAUUAAACAUUAGAAAUAUUACCUAUUUAUUUAUAAAUUAAAAUAAAGUCAAAAUAUGUCUGUGAUUUGAUAUUACUGAAGUGUAUGUGUAUGAAAUAUUGCUGGUAAUAUUUAAAAUAAAAAAUUUAAAACU